Messenger RNA from Momordica charantia (bitter melon), 3613 nucleotides. The record is from RefSeq and is a predicted model, not a curated record. Lineage: Eukaryota; Viridiplantae; Streptophyta; Magnoliopsida; Cucurbitales; Cucurbitaceae.
UAGGCUUGUUAUUCAAUAGUAUAAUUUUUGGAACAUCGUCUUUCCAGAGUGAAAUCAACAAAAAUUUACCCUUCAGAAACUGAACAGAAAAAGAUUUAGCUUCUCUCCAGUAGGCUAGAGCUACACCAGACAAGUAAAAAUGUACAAGACAGCAGCAAGACAUUGGAAUCAACGUGGACAAGGAAAAUCCAACAAGCUGCAGUUGUCUGUAUUAUUUUUUAUCUUCCAAAUGGAUUCCUUGGGACUGCUUCGCAGAACUUUAUCUCCUGUUGAUUUCUGGGUUUUGUUUCUCUUUUCGAACUUAAAUCCUUGUAUUCAGCUUAGACACAGUUUUGAGGGAAAUUUGUGACAGUUUUAAGUUUCAAAAUUUCAUUUUCAGUGGACUCAUCUUCCUCACCUGCUAUCCUUCAAGCAUCUCCACAACAUCUUUCAUUCUUUCGAAGUUCUUGAAAUAGGCAAUUGCUCAUCGAAGUCACAUAUGAUGCAACCGGUGAGACCUGUCCACGCGGAACAUGAAGCAAACCGUCUUCUCAGCUCGACACGACUCGACUCCAAUGUCUCUCCUAGAGCUUCCAUUGGUUAUGAUUCAAUCCCUUCUCCAUACUCCAAAUCCUUCGACUUCAAGAUGGUUAUAUCAAAUAGAACACGGUUCAGAUGGUGUUCUUACAUUUCAGCUUUACUGCUACUUCUAAUCAUAGCAGUUUCAUUUCUCCUUCACUUUUUGCCUCAUAAACAUAACCACCAUGAAGCCUCAAACAAUCACACAGUCGCAAUGAAUCAAGCUCUAAAGUUUUUUGAUGCUCAAAAAUCUGGUAGGUACCCAAAAAAUAGUCCAGUGAAGUUUCGAGGAGAUUCAGGCUUGGAAGAUGGGGUUGUGGACAAUAAACUGGAUGGUCUCGUUGGUGGUUUCUAUGAUUCAGGAAACAAUAUUAAGUUCACUUUCCCCACAGCUUAUACCAUUACUCUUUUAAGCUGGAGUGUGAUUGAGUAUCAUCCAAAGUAUGCAGACAUGAAUGAGCUUGAUCAUGUCGAGGACAUCAUCAGGUGGGGAACUGAUUAUUUGCUCAAAGUUUUUGUGGCCCCAAAUGGCACUUCUGAUCAAGCCAUAAUAUAUUCUCAGGUAGGAAGUGCCAGUAAUGAUAGUAAUGUUCAAACUAAUGACAACUGCUGGCAAAGACCAGAAGACACGAGGUACCCAAGACCUGUUUCAAAGUGUGAUACCCGGGCUUCGGAUCUUGCUGGAGAGAUUGUUGCAGCAUUAUCAGCUGCAUCAUUAGUAUUCAAAGAAGAUAACAAUUACUCAGGAGAAUUGGCGAAAGCUGCAGAGAAAUUGUUUGAGGAAGUGACUAAAUUAGACCCUAGUGAGCAAGGAACUUACACCUUGGUUGAUUCGUGUGGAGGAGAAGCAAGAAACUUCUACAACUCAUCAAGCUACAUGGAUGAAUUGAUAUGGGCAGGAACUUGGUUGUUCUAUGCUACUGGAAACACUUCAUAUCUUGCAUAUGCCACUGAUGCUGUAAGAUUUCAGUUAGCACAGAGCAAGGAAUCAAGUAUUGACAGAGGAAUUUUCGAUUGGAACAAUAAGUUCAGUGCAACUGCGGUACUAUUGACACGUCUCCUCUACUUUCAUGAUAUUGUCUAUCCAUAUGAACAUGCCUUGGGAGCAUCAUCAAACAAGACAGACAUCCUCAUGUGUUCGUAUCUCAUUGAUCAACACUUCAACAGGACACCUGGUGGACUGAUCAUCCUAAGACCUGAUGGUGGAGCACCACUUCAGUUUGCUGCAACAGCAUCAUUUCUCAGUAAAUUGUACAGUGAUUACCUUGAUCUUUUGGGAGCAUCUUACAUGAGUUGCAUUUUUGCCAAUCCUGGCUUUUCUCUGGAAAAGUUGCGGACCUUCUCUAGGUCUCAGGCAAGUGCAAUAGAUUUCAAUGGUAUUGAACUUUUUCAGCUCAACUACAUACUUGGAGAUAAUCCAAUGAAAAUGAGCUAUGUUGUUGGCUUUGGAACCAAUUUUCCCACCCAUGUCCACCACAGGGGUGCCUCAAUUCCUCGGGAUGGUCAAUUCUAUUCAUGUGCUGAAGGGGAUAGAUGGCUCCUCUCGAAGGCUUCAAAUCCAAAUAUUCUUUCCGGAGCCCUGGUGACAGGACCAGACAAGUUUGACCACUUCUCGGAUGAUAGGGGUAAGCCUUGGUUUACCGAACCAAGUAUAGCAAGCAAUGCAGGUUUAGUUGCAGCGCUCGUUGCUCUACACGACUAUCCAGGUGAUACAUCAGAUUUUAAUGGAAAAGAUUUAGGCAUAGAUCAGAUGUCAAUCUUUGAUAGGAUCCCAAUGGCUUCUGUAGCUCCUUGAUGGUCCUAAGAUAUAUUUUUAACUUCUAACAAGAGCAGAAAUGUGACUUCAGAAAUCUUCGCUCUGUAAUAUCCCAAAAUCUUUCUUACAUGCAAGUAUAUGAACAAAUUGUUUCUUCCCAACCAGCAUGACCUUUUUGAGUAAGAAGUUAUGCAAUCUCAUUAUUGAUUCUAUGCUUUUGCCCUAUUUAUCAUUGCUUGUAUUCUCUCCCUACAAGCUAAUAUGGUAUCCUCAGUUUUCAACACGUCCAUUAAUUAAUAGAUCACUGUAGGAAACAAAAUUUCAUCCCAAGAAAUCAUCCAAAGCAAUUAUCUGCCUCUUCAAAACAGAGACUAAUUUUAAAAGCGGAAGCUAAGAGCUAAGACUUGAGAAUGACUUCAACAAUUUCAGUAGUACACAAGAGCAGUAUUAUUUUUUUUUUUCACUUCGACAGGAUUUAGUCCUUUGUUGUAAUUUAAUUAGGAACGCCUAAUAGGAAAACAGGCUCAAGAUCUUCAAAACAGAAAAAGGAACUCUUUGUUGAUGAAGAAAACUCGAUUGGUAGAAUAGCAUGGACAGAUAUUUAUAGAAUUUGAUUUAAUUUUCCGGUACACUCUGUAACCAAAGUAAUUGAAGAUACAAUACACAACACAACCCAACCAAUCCGCAAGUUCGAUUAAAGAACACGACACUAAAUAAGUUGAAAGACAAUCAAUCGGCACUAUAUUGAUCUUUAAAAUUUUAGAAUCUGAAUGCUGCAAAACGAUGAGAAGAAAAGACCUAACGCAGCAGCCGCGUACAGGGAGAUCAAAAGAUGUGGAGUAAACCAGAGACCCACUGCCGGAAAAUAACGGAUUUGAAGAAAAAUUAAAGACACAGAGGGGAAAUUCAAUCACAAGAGAAGACCUGUUGGGGCAAUCUCAAAGCCUCGGCUCUGGUGAAGCAGGUGUCGUCGAUUACAUCGCUCCGACACCAGCGACACUUGGGGCUCUGCGAACAUUGUAACGCCGAAACCUUCUCGCCGCAAUUCGGGAUCUUCUGGUCUCUCCUCCUCUGGGAGCUCAAUAAACUGCGAUCCGAAGUGGGGAAGGUGGUUUUCCGAUCCAUGGGUAAGCCAUUGCAAGAGACGCAGAAGAAGAAUAAGAGGAGGAAGGAGAGGAGGAAAAUGGAGAGCGGCGAGGGAAGAUCGGAGCUCCUUCCCAUGGAAAUGGAGGAGAGGCUGUGGGAAUCUAAAUCCCACAGCUAAACUUCAGAACUCCACCGCAACUGCUGCAGCCUGGU